GCUGAGCAAUGACAUGCCUUGAUACCAGAGGGAGAAAAAUGCUAUUCCAACAGGGCACAGCGUCUCAUCAGCUAGGCUAGGUUGUUGGAGUGGAAAAUAAAACUGGCUACACGUUGAAGGAGAGAAGAAGAAGAAGAAGAAGACAAAGAAGAAGAAGAAGAAGAAGAAGAGGUGGCCAUCAAGAUAUCAGGUCCACAGAGACGUCCCAGAGCCUCUUGAAGUUCUCAGCUUUGAUGCAGUGCAGUGAACCUGGUGCAAGAUGACGGAAGAGGUGAUUGUCAUCGCCAAGUUCGACUACAUGGCUCAGCAGGACCAGGAGCUGGACAUCAAGAAGAACGAGCGCCUCUGGCUCCUCGACGACUCCAAGUCCUGGUGGAGGGUUCGAAAUGCCACCAACAAAACGGGCUUCGUGCCGUCCAACUACGUGGAGCGGAAAAACAGCGCCAGGAAAGCGUCUAUCGUCAAGAAUCUCAAAGACACACUAGGAAUCGGGAAGGUGAAGAGCCGGAAAGGCGGGAUGCGAGACACGGCGUCCAAUGCAGACACAGACAUGUACGCGGAUAACGGCGAGCGGCUGUACGACCUCAACCUGCCGGCGCUGGUCAAGUUCAGCUACGCGGCGGAGCGCGAGGACGAGCUCUCUCUGGUGAAAGGCACGCGGGUGGUGGUGAUGGAGAAGUGCAGCGACGGCUGGUGGCGCGGCAGCUACAGCGGGCGCUCCGGCUGGUUUCCUUCUAACUACGUGACGGAGGACGUCGACGGGACGGCGGGGGGAGGGGGCGUGGGCGGGCUCGGAGACCCGGCGGGAUCGCUAACGGAGAAGCUGGCGGCGGUCGUUAACAGCACGACCAACGGCAACCGGGUGCUGCACACGGUCCAGGCGCUCUACCCGUUCAGCUCAGAGAACGACGAGGAGCUGAACUUCGAGAAGGGCGAGGUGAUGGAGGUCGUGGAGAAGCCGGAGAACGACCCCGAGUGGUGGAAGUGUCGUAAGGCGGACGGACAGCUGGGCUUGGUGCCUAAAAACUACGUCACCGUGCUGGACUCCGCCUCCCAUAAACCCGGAGCGGGGCCCGUGGGGCCGCCCACUCCCGACUGUGACUACAUCUCGCCCUCAGUCAGCGGGCGCUUCGCGGGGAAGGAGUGGUACUACGGGAAGGUGACGCGCCACCAGGCGGAGGUAGCCCUCAACCAGAGAGGCGUGGAGGGAGACUUCCUCAUCCGGGACAGCGAGUCAUCGCCAAACGACUUCUCCAUCUCCCUGAAGGCGCAGAGCAAGAACAAGCAUUUCAAAGUGCAGCUGAAGGAAAACCUUUACUGCAUCGGACAGCGCAAGUUCAACUCCAUGGAGGAGCUUGUUGAACACUACAAAAAGGCGCCCAUCUUCACCAGCGAGCAGGGAGACAAACUGUACCUGAUCAAGGCCCUGGCUGCCUCCUGAUCCCUCUCUGCUGCACACACACACACACACACACACACACACACACACACACACAUAUAGAUCGUUAACUGCAUCCAUGUAUACAGAUACUUAACAGCAGAACACACACUAACAUUCAGACUCCCAGCCUGAGGACUUAACACAUCAUCAGGACUUUAAUGCCCGACUUGUGAGCAUUCCAAGAGGAGGGAUGGAAAAAAAGGAAAGGAGAGGAGGACACUGAGGAAAGGAAACCGGGGAGACAAAGAGACUAUGGACUCCUGAGAGAUGACUACAGACCUCUUGGUCGCCUAUUUUAAAUUAUCCAGAUGUGUUAGGUCAUAGGCGAUGCCAUGUAUUUCCACCUCGAUAUCUAUUAGAGUUGCAUUUAGUUUUUUUUUUUGUUUUUUUUGUUGAUAAUAUAUAAUCUUUUUAACAGUUUCUUUUUAAAAUGUGACUAUU
This is a messenger RNA of Labrus bergylta (ballan wrasse), 1882 nucleotides long. It is a transcript of the gene nck1b, whose product is annotated as NCK adaptor protein 1b. Gene Ontology annotation, biological process: negative regulation of endoplasmic reticulum stress-induced eIF2 alpha phosphorylation; positive regulation of endoplasmic reticulum stress-induced intrinsic apoptotic signaling pathway; signal transduction. The record is from RefSeq and is a predicted model, not a curated record. Gene Ontology annotation, molecular function: receptor tyrosine kinase binding; ephrin receptor binding; signaling adaptor activity. NCBI's taxonomy places the organism in Eukaryota, Metazoa, Chordata, Actinopteri, Labriformes, Labridae.